Messenger RNA from Akanthomyces muscarius, 1233 nucleotides. RefSeq lists its product as uncharacterized. The coding region runs from base 1 to 1233 and encodes 410 amino acids. The record is from RefSeq and is a predicted model, not a curated record. The transcript has 3 exons. Lineage: Eukaryota; Fungi; Ascomycota; Sordariomycetes; Hypocreales; Cordycipitaceae.
AUGGCCUCAUCAGUCUUUGACAUCAAGGAGCACGUCAUCCCCGGCGAGCAUACGCGCGAGUACGCGCGUGCCAAGGCCAAUUCGCAGGAAGAGACGCUGGUCAUCCACGUGAAGCAGUACACACCCAAAGGCAACGGCGCACCGCAGAAAGGUGAUCUGACCAUAAUCGGCGCGCACGCCAAUGGCUUCCCCAAGGAACUAUAUGAACCGCUGUGGGAAGAGUUGGUGAAGAAUCUGACCGCCAAAAGCGUCCGGGUUGGCUCGAUCUGGAUAGCCGACUGUGCUUGGCAGGGCCAGAGCGGUAUUCUGAACCAAGAUAAGCUUGGCGAUGACCCUUGCUGGUUCGACUACACCAGGGAUAUGCUCCAGAUGAUCAACCACUUCCGCAUGCCGCGCCCUCUCAUCGGCAUCGGCCACUCCUUCGGCGCCUGCGCCAUCACCAAGCUCUCGCUGUUCCACCCACGCCUCUUCAGCUCCCUCGUGCUCGUGGACCCCGUCAUCAGCCUGAGCCACCCGGACGGCGUCAGGUUCUACAUGCAGCCCCCGGCCAUGAGCGCCAAGCGCCGCGACGUCUGGCCGAGCCGCGACGCCGCCGCCGCCGCCUUCAGGAAGAGCCCGUUCUACCAGAGCUGGGACCCGCGCGUCUUUGACCGGUGGGUGGCGCACGGCCUGACGCAGCGCGACCCCGCCGCGCCCGAGGUCACCCUCGCCACCACCAAGCACCAGGAGGUCUUUACCUUUGCGCGCCCGAGCCACCACGCCCUCGCCGCCGACGGCAAGGGCGUCGCGGACCGCGACCUCGUGCCCGACAUGGACCUCGCCAACGGCGUCAUGGCGCCCAUCUACCGCCCCGAGCCCGGCGGCGUGUUCCAGGAGCUGCCGCAGCUGCGCCCCUGGGUGCUCUGGGUCUUUGGCGGCACCAGCUACAUGUCGCUGCCGGCGAUGCGCGAGGAAAAGGUGAGUGCGACGGGCACCGGCGUCGGUGGCAACGGCGGCGUCGCGGCGGGACGCGUCGCGCAGGUCGUCGGCGAGGACUGGGGCCACCUCAUCCCCCUCGAGGCGCCCGCGUUCGUCGCCAAGGCCGCGGCGGACAGUGCCGCAGACACUGUGAAGCGCUGGUGGGCAGAGGAGCGCGCGUACGAGGCGUGGACGAAGAAGCCGCUUACGGAAAAGUCGCAGAUUCGGCAGGAGACCGUCGACGCAAUGGCCAAGGUCCUCAAGCCCAAGAUGUGA